This is a messenger RNA of Patella vulgata (common limpet), 7748 nucleotides long. RefSeq names its product NGFI-A-binding protein 1. Gene Ontology annotation, molecular function: transcription coregulator activity; transcription factor binding. Gene Ontology annotation, biological process: negative regulation of DNA-templated transcription. NCBI's taxonomy places the organism in Eukaryota, Metazoa, Mollusca, Gastropoda, Patellidae. The transcript is spliced from 13 exons. The record is from RefSeq and is a predicted model, not a curated record. Bases 631 to 2319 code for a protein of 562 amino acids. Gene Ontology annotation, cellular component: nucleus.
UCAGGCUGGAGUCAAGUCUAGCGAACAGGUGCCCGUGGCUACAGGCAGGCGUUAUGGAUACAUCCAAACAUCGUAUAUAAUAUAUACUAGCGGCCAUAUAUCAGCAUACAGACGUAGUGUGUCCGUCAUGCUUCGUGAUUUUUCCUUUUCCUUGUGUGUGAACUACCCCAGCCUGCCUGAAGCCGGUGUCUAGCGAGUAAUCUUUAUGCGGCUAGAGUACUGACUGUGUAUAUUAUGGAGAAGUGAUUGUGUGUAACGUCCCUGAGUCUCAGCCAACUACGCUCUAACUAGCCAACUAUAUAUAAACACACCAUACUACUAGUGAGGAGUGAACUCUGCGUUAUAUCCAUUAGUACACGCCCUCCAGGGGAAAUACGUCAUUGCCACACGGUGCCUACCCACGACUCACAACACUCUUAUUCACGUGGGUCGGCUACCCAAUCAGGGCAGGGGCAAACGCGCGUGACGCAGAUAUACAGCCAGCCUUAUAUGGAAAUCUAGUUGUCCGACCCCCACCCUACAGAGAAGAAACGGGGGACGGGAUACGAAUACACCUACACGAAAAAAUAUACGAACCCCAGGGAUAAAGUGAAGAAGGAGCUAUCGAUAUUUGGAAAUAUAGGGGUGACCAUGACGACGGCACAGCCAUCGAACUCUUCGGAGUGGCAGCUAUAUCGUGUCUUACAGAGGGCAAACCUGCUACAGUAUUAUGAAAUUUUUAUAGCCCAAGGCGGAGAUGAUGUACAGCAAUUAUGUGAAGCAGGAGAAGAAGAAUUCCUGGAAAUAAUGGCACUUGUUGGCAUGGCGAGUAAACCAUUACAUGUACGCAGAUUACAGAAAUCAUUACAAGAAUGGGUGACUAAUCCAGGUAGUUUCCAGAACACAACUUCCACCAACCAGCCACCUGCUGCUGGUAGCAUUACAGCCGUCAUGAGGGACCAAGCCAUGAAUUACCAAUUACAUUCCACGACACCCAACUCGGUAGUCAACGCCCCUACUUGGAACCCCACACCCCGUAGUAUAAGUCCAGCUAGUCAAGGGAAUGCUGUCAGCCCCUCCUCGUCAUCCCCACAAACGGAUCAAAAAGAUUCUAUUUUAUCGUCACAUCUCCCUCCAUUACCCAAUCUCUCCUCCCUGUCACCCAUGAUGACUCCAGUUCUCGUAGAAAGUCAAAUCAACGCUAUCGCUGAUGCUGCCGCCAAAUUUGCCAAGGAAAUGACAAAUUAUGAACCAAAAGAUUUAAAUUUGAAGAAACAAAUUAAUAGAGAAAUACAGGCAGUGAUGUUGUUACCGGAAGAUGAUCCGAAUCGAAUGGAGGAACUACGUAAAUAUGCUGCCAUAUAUGGUAGAUUUGAUUCCAAGCGUAAAAACGAUAGACCAAUGUCUCUACACGAAAUGUCUGUAAAUGAAGCCUCUGCUCAGCUGUGUCGGUAUAUGCCAUCGUUGUUGACAAGGAGAGAAGAUUUAUUCCCCUUGGCGCGACAAGUUGUACGAAACAGUGGCUAUCAGUAUUCCAAAGGUCAUUCCAGGUUGAAAUCUUACGAGAAUGGAUUCAAUGAAGCCACCACAAAAAUGGGAGCCGAUAUAAAGAAGUUAAAACCCGACAGUAUGUCCCCGAAACAAUCAGAAUACGAUAGAUUACAGAGAGAGGAGAGACUGACCGCCAUUAAUACAGAAUUUCUCAAACUGAAAAGUCAAGUGAAUAAAGUUGAGAGAGAAAUUGAGGAAACACAGGAAUCAGGAGACGUAGACAGACUACAGAAAUUAAAAGCCGAGAUGGAUUCGUGUAAAACGCAACAAAUGUACUUGAUGAAAGAACAGAGUGAAAUAAUACGCAGACAGAAAAGAUAUUUAAUGAAAAGAAACGGUGAAUUAGGUUAUGAUGGUGAAGAUUAUUCCUCCAGUCGGUCUCCUAAUAAUUCUAACGACAGUUUUAGUUCGUACUACACGGCCAUCGCUGACAGUACACAAGCUACAGGACGAUUUUUACAAGAUACGCUUUUUGACGAAGGAUUACGCAUUGCUCAACAGUAUGGAAUGUCUGGUUUCGCAGAGGAAUUAAAAGAGCUGCAGUCAUCGAAACCAGCUUCUAGCAUUGAUGGAGAGAACUCCGGCAGUAGUGACGAUAAUUCGGAUAGCGGGAUGGAAGACGGACAGAAUAAGAAACGGAAAUUAGAAGUUGAAGAGGAAGAGGUCAAUAAUAUAAAGCAUAGUAAAUCAGGCAAUGGUGCAUUUGACGUUCCGAAACAAAAUGGUGAACAUUUGAUAGUGUGUAAUACAAACUCAGUGAAGGUUGAAAACGGUGAUUUAACGAUUUAACGAAUUGCCUGACCUCUUGUCUCAAUAUUACGUAAAUUACGUGUUAAAUGUUUUUGUUUUUCUCUCUUGUAAAUGAACAUCCUACAUCGUCGCGUGCUCAUUUCUAUUCAUCUAUAUCGUCAUGUAUUGUCACCAUGGUAACUAGAUCAAGAUGGUGGAUAUUUUGAUGGUCGUUCUUCCAAUAAUUGUCAUAUAUAUAUAUAUUAUAUUUAUCAAUCAACCAAUCAAAUCAGUUGAUAUAAUCACAACUCUAUCUAUAUCACGAUUAUGUCACGAUUUUCCUUGUAUUCAACUUUGAAUUUUUUUUUUUAAAUUUAGUAACUUUUUGUCAGGUUGAUGGAAAAACAAAAAUGAACCUUAAUCUUCACUUUACUCAUUCACGCUGUUUGGUGAGUAUUUGGUAUAACUUCCAAAUGGCAACCAGCGAACUACAAACUGCAUGUCGUUCAGUUUGUUUAUUCUGUUACUGCGACACCAUUGUUAAUGUCGCGAAUUACGGACGACCAAAACAAAAAGGAUUAUGAAUCUAAUAAUUUUUUCACAGCAGUUUGUGGUUUGGAAAUUUGAUCAAACGCCAGAUUGUACAUGUACUCUGUAGGACUGGUCGUACUGUAGGCGUGUGAAGAUCAUCCAGUCCAUCGUACUGUAGACGUGUCAAGUCCAUUGUACUUAAGACGUGUGAUGAUCGUCCAGUCCAUCGUGAACACAUGUAUCAUGUUCCCUGUAGGAUUGGUCGUACUGUAGACGUGUGAAGAUCAUCCAGUCCACUGUAUUUUAGACAUGUGAUGAUCAUCCAGUCCAUCGUGAACACAUGGGGCAUGUACGUGUAAUGUAGAUUGUAAACGAGUACGACACGGACCAGGAACCAAGCAUCACGCCAUUGCCACCAUCUUGACGUUAUAUCAAAAAUCGCGUCAAUCAAUGCGCAAGGGUCCAAGGAACAGGUGUACAAAGUUUCAUGUCGAUCGUACUUCAAUUGGUGGGACGUUAGGCUAUUUUUCAUGAGUAGCGGUUGGGGCAUUAAUUUAACACAUAAACACAUGGAUCGCCAGAAACUGCUUCAUCUACAGCAUCAAAUCGCUCUGUCAAGUGAAUAACUGUGUGUUACAACACUGUAACCCGGGUAUCAUUUAAUCUUAUGUAUUCAGCAUUAAUUUCUUUCACAUUUGUUUAAUAUCAAAUCUUUGUUUGAAAAUUUGUAAGAAUCACUUAAUAUCAUCUGAUUUGUACUUGUGUCCUGUUCUGUGACUUGGCGCUUUGAGACAUUGUCUAGGGUGAAGUCACACUGAUCAGCAGUGAAUUUUCACUAGGCCGCUACAAUCACUGAUCAGGAUGACAUCGAUGUGACUUAAUAAGUCCCAAAUAUUAACUUUUUUCCUUAGACAAAUAUAAUUCUAAAACAUUUUUUUUUUAUGUAUUAGAAAAAUAAAGACAGACGUUUGAAUUAUUUGUAGGUAAAAAUUAUUUCCUAUUGAGAGUAAAUGGGUAUUAAAAUAAGUAUAAUUCACCAUUUAGCCUGAAUCAGUAACGUCUUAUGUAAACAAUGCAUGCGCUAAUGAUUGACGCCGCGUGAUGUGACGUCACAUGUCGAAACAGUCAUCUGUUACAAAGAUAUUAGAAGAUUGGGGUGAAGUAGUUUUGGGCGAUUUCGUGAAAUGGGCUACAAGGAGCUGGAGUACUCUAUAUCUACUUGUACCAAAUACGAAAGGGUUAAAAAUGUUGUACGACUUUCUUCACAUAACUUGAACAAGCCUGGAUAUAAAGUACCUGUCACAGAUUAUUAUAUUAUAACAUAUACCUUAUAUGAUGACCGGGGGUUGGGUGGCUGAAUGGUUAGCAUGUGCGCCCGGUACCAUAAAGUCUGUCAUUGAGUCAACUGACGUGGUUUCGAAUCCCUGGUUGUACGUGGCAAGGAGUAGGGUCGUCUGUCCAACCUCGUGGGUUUUCUCCGGGUCCUCCGGUUUCCUCCCACUGUUAAAGAGGCCUAUGCGCAAGAGAAUUAUUGAAAUAAAAUUAAACCAUGUGUUAGUCCCGAAAUGACCUAGUUUGUGUCGAGUGGACGUUAAACCCCAUUUCUCUCUUUAUAUGAUGAUUUCUGCCUGACAAAGUCGAUGUUGUUCUUGGCUGGCACUGAGAGUGAUAUCGCAGACAAAUUGUCAUAUUUUCAUUAUGAUUAUCAUAAUGCACGCUCACACCAGGGAUCGAAACUAUGACCGCAAGCCAAAGAUGACCGGUCAACUAGAGCUUGAAGUGUGACACUCUACGCCAUGGCAAUACCCCGCCUAACAGGUGCCCUAUGUCCAGGCUUGAACUUGAAGCUGUUUUUAUACGCCCACAUUGAAAUGUGGUUGUAUAUUGUCGUCGCCCCCGUCCGUCCGUCCGUCCGUCCUGCGUCCACAAUUGCUUGUGGACGCUCUAGAGGCUAAAGUUAAUGUCCGAUUGACUUUAAAUUUAUAUACAGUGUUUCAGGCCAUGAGACGAAGAAGCCUAUUGAUUUUCAGCGAUUUCCGAUCAUUACUGCCAGAGUUAUGGCCCUUGAUCACUUCAAAAAAUCUUGUGGACGCUCUAGAGGCUAAAGUUAAUAUCCGAUUGACUUUAAAUUUAUACACAGUGUUUAAGGUCUUGAGACGAACAAGUAUAUUAAUUUUCAAUGAAUCUUUAUGACUUGAACAGCUAAAUCCAUGAUGUUAAAAGUUUCGUAUGCUUUUCUAAUGGUUUUCUGAUAAUUACUCAAUGAGUUGUUACUCUUAAUCAGAUUUUAAUGUAUUAUAAAUGUUUCAUUACCGAAAAAAGUAAAAACAUGCGACAACUCUUGUUGACUGCCCGGACGAUAUAGCUGCUGUGGGCAUAUGUUUCGUUGCCUGGCAACCUAUCUUUGUUUUUAUUAUUCUCCGACAGUGAGAGAAAUUUUAAAAUGUCUUAUGUAGGUAUAUUUUAUUGACGACUGCUGUGGAUGUAAAUGAUUAGUUACGAUGUUACUAAAAGGAGAUGUUUUAUUUAAUAAUAUGUUGAUGGUAUUAUCCUGAUUGUCAUGUGAUUGUCAUGUGAUCGUCAUGUGAUUGUCAUGUGAUCCGUUGUUUAAUCAUCAGUGUGAUUUGUGUAAAUACAAGGAAAACAUUAUAUUUACAUAAUUUAAAAAAAAAAAUAUGGGUGUAAUCGGUUGAUGCCAACAUCAGUUUUAUAGUGACGUCGUAGUGUAUUUAUUACCGCUCGACUCAUUUUAUUAUCACAUGAAUAUUUCUUCGGCUUUAUUCUCUUAAAUUUUAAAAGUUUCUAUUAUUAAAUGAAAUUGUUUGAGAUUAUAUAUCAAGGCCCUGUUAAUUGCCAGUUUUUAAAUUUCUUAUUCAGUUUUGCUGCCUUCUUUUGCGUUAUUUUUUUAAUUUAUUUAUAGAAAACACUUUAUUUAUCUGUAAGAAAUUAUGUAGCCAGUUAUUUUUAUUUAUUUUUUUUUUUCAUGUGUAGUUGGACAAACAGAAACAGUAGAUUAUAUAAAUAUAUAUAUUAACUUAUAAACAAACAAACGUACAUCAAAUCGUGGAAAAUUUUGUCUCAAACGUUUUUAAAACUUUGUAUUAUUAUGGUCGUGUAGUAGCUACAUGUAUGUACUGUUUAUAUUUCUAGUAAUAAUUUUAUUGUACAGACACCCCCCCAUUUCCCCCUCCCCUCCCCCCACAAUCCCCUUUCUUUCAUCCCCUAUUUCAUCCCAGCCACGGCUCAGUUAUAUUUACUAUUCAGACCUGACCGUUAUUGAAGGUGACUGAGAAAAUUAUCUUAACUUUCAGACAUGAAAUUGGAUUGUUUUUAAAUCGAAUUAACAGUUCAAUGACAUAAAGUUAUUGGAUAAUUGUGGGCCUGGGGCCCGUUUCACGAAAUUUUAACUAAGAUAAAAUCCAAAUUUUAGUAGAUUGAUUGGAUAAUAUUAGAUUGAUUUUAGCGCUUAGCCAAUCAAAAUUUAAGUAUCUACUAAAAUUGGAUUUUAUUUUUAGUUAAGAUUUCGAGAAACGGGGUUCAUUUAUAUGUGUAGAUCUAUAAGUGGGUUUUUUUUUUCAUUUUUUUGUUAGUUUGGUAAAAAAACUUCAAAUUUGGUUUAAAACUUUCAAAUAUUUAUAAAACAACGAAAAUGUGGCUUAAUUUUCAGUUGUUAAAAUUUGAUUGAUUAAUUAAAUAUCUGACGUCAUAGGGUCAAAACCGCUUGUAUGACCCCUGACUCGGCCUUCCACUACAACCGGUCAGAUCUUCAUGUAGUGUAGGCCAUCAAAAGUAUAAAAAAACAAAACGAAAUAUAGAUCUGUAUUAUAAUCAGACUGUAUACCUGACUUCAUGUCGCUUGUCUCAAGUUCUAAAUAUAGAAUGUUUUAAAAAUGGUGCAACAUUUUAAGUUCUAUAUCUUUUUUUUUUCAAUGUUAUUAACAGAAUUAAAAAGAAAAAACCUAGUCAUUUGUAAUUAUAAUAAUAUAUUAAAAUAGUUGUCGUGAUGAUAUCUUCACUUGGUUGUUAGCAUCAAUUAUAUUUUAGUAAAAUUCCGUCUCUACAUGGGUACCAUGUAAAAGUAUUUGAUAAAUAUAAUUAUUUAUUUUAUGAUCAGUAGUGGAAUACCGCGUUUUAUCAGUGAAAUAAAAGUGUUAUUCCACUGGCUAGAAGCGGACAAAGUAGUCCAUGUUGCUUUUACCUAAAAUGAUUGUAAAAUCAUAAAAUAAAUAGAACAUUUGUCGUUUUGUCGUGAAUAACAUAUCUUAUUUCAUCUCUAAGCAAGAAAACGUUUAUAUUUUCACUCAUGCUACGCAUUCGUGAAAAUAUAAGUUUUCUUGCUUCUCGAUGAAAUAAAAUAUGUUAUUCACUCUAAAACGACAAAUAUCCUCUAUAAAUUCUAAGGUAUAACUGGCUUAAAUAUGGUUAUAAAUUCCAAGCUAUAACCGGCUUAAAUAUGAUCUGCUACAACCGGCUUAAAUAUGUUUAUAAGUUCUUAUCUAAAACUGGCUUAAAUAUAUUUACAAGUUCUUAGCUAAAUCUGGCUUAACUAUAUUUACAAGUUCUUAGCUAAAAGUUUAUUGGUUAAGAUUUCAUUCCCUCACUGAGGAAAGUAACAAACCAAAUAAACCUAAUUUCAACCCUUUAUGGUCCCAUUUGGGCUUUAAACCUCCUUUCAUUGGAUUUGGGCUUUAUUUGGGCCUAAAUCAAAGAGGUUCAGUUUGUUUUAUAUCUGUCUUUGUAACUUGAAAGCAUGCAAAUAUAUCUGCUUUGACCUUUGUCUUUUGACCUUUGACCUAUUGCACCUAUAUGUAAGUGUGUCAGUGACACCUCCCUACCCCACCCCCACUAUGUGACCUAUAAAUAAUUAAAUGAAUUUAUAUUGCAUAAUGACCAGCCAGUAAAUAUAUAUCAUAUUGUAUAUGUAUAAAAUAAUUUAUAAAAUAAAUUUAUUCAAACUU